ACGUACCGGGGGCGACAUUUGGUUUAUAAGGCAGCUGUACUGACUGCCUCCACCUCCGUUUGAAAAGUACCCUGCAAUGCAAAAUGAGUAGAACUAGGCUAGCAUUUUAAGUAACACAGGCUAGCUUUAAUUCUCUACCACUAAAUUUAAUCAAGUAACAGUAACGGAAAGAGAGAUUUGAGACAAAAUGAAUAUAAUUCCUACGAAGCGGGCAGCCUUUAAUGUAACCACCGGAGUCAUGAGCGUUUAUUUCCCACAAAAUGGCGGCUUGGAGGGACACUUGUGCCCAGGAGCGUCCGCGCCUCAAGUCGACAUGGACUCGUCUCUAGACUCCCACAACGUGAACGUGGAGGCUCCAAAGCGACCCAAGGACCUGGUAGUGACCUCGGGGAAGGGGUUUUCAGCACAAAAGAGGCUCCUGGAAGAUAGCCAGGACAUGGAGGACGGCUCUCUGCCGUGUACUCCCGAGCUUCAGUCGGACAGUGAGGCCGACGUGUCGAGCUGUCCGUCCGGGUACGAGGUGCUGGAGAACGACACAAGGCAACUCCUGAGCCGGUUCUUCAGAGAGUAUUCUGGACACUCCAAACCAGGGUGGAAUGAAAGCAGGGAACUAUCGACGCUGAAGAGAGUCGUGGAGGGGGUUUUGGAGAAGCACAGAUACGCAUACAAUGGUAUGAUCAACAAACUGUCUCUGGACGACAGAGGGGAAGAUGCCAGUUUUGUCAGUGCAGUAGCAAAGAGUCUGUUCGCAGAUGGCACAACGAACUGGGGCAGGAUUGCCAGCCUGAUCGCGUUUGGAGCAGCUGUGUCUCAGUAUCUGAAAGAGAAGGGCAGGGGGGACUGUGUGGAGCUGGUGGGACAGGAGAUCUCAACAUACCUGCUGACAGACCAGAGGGACUGGCUGGUCAAAAACAACUCCUGGGAUGGCUUUGUGGAGUUCUUCAGAGUAGCAGAUCCAGAGUCCACAGUGAGGACGACACUCAUGGCCUUUGCAGGGUUCGCAGGAAUCGGGGCAACACUGGCCCUGUUGAUCAGGUGAACUUAAGGACACAUAGAGACUUUCUUAUUUUUACACCUGGAACAAGAAACAGAGGAAUCUGAAGCCAAACUGCUUGGAUGUCCAAGUCAGAAGUGGCACCUCCUCUUCUUGGACCCUCUCCCUUCCACACCCAUCCUCACAAUAAGAGACUCUCUGACAUCAGCCAACUUUAAGAAUUAGGAUUAUUUAAUUUAAAAAGAUUUUAUUUUUAUAAUAAAUGUGUAAAUGUCUGUCGCAACAAAUUAAAGUGGUUACAGGCAGAUUCUUGCUUGAUUGCUUUUUCAAUACAAUCUUGUGCUGAUGGUGUUCGGAAGACAUGGAAGGGAAAGCUGCCGUGCCCAUUUGUCCAUUCGUGACCCCUGGCUGGAUCCCUUUGUAUGGACACCUCUACUGCGCGCGCGCCCGAGAGAGAGAGAGAGAAAGAGGGGUGGAUUUGCAUUAAUGUUGCGCUACUUCCUUGUUAUGAAAAUGUUGGAUCUGCAAAGAGAUGGAGCACGCCACAUGCAGGACUUUUUGUCUGGAGAGUUUGAGUCCGUCGUGGAAAAAGGAAACGAGGACUGUGAGGUGAAAGGAUGUAGACUGUGUUGAAUGCCUGCACCGAAAGCUGAGACUUCAGUUUGUGGAAGUAAAGAGGGGAUUACAGACGAUGAAACAUAGUUCAAAUCCAGCUGUAAGCUAGCACAAAUCUGUAUAAAACAAUAAAAAGCAGUAUAAAUCACA
This is a messenger RNA of Notolabrus celidotus (New Zealand spotty), 1759 nucleotides long. It is a transcript of the gene mcl1b, whose product is annotated as MCL1 apoptosis regulator, BCL2 family member b. The transcript is spliced from 3 exons. Gene Ontology annotation, biological process: extrinsic apoptotic signaling pathway in absence of ligand; positive regulation of apoptotic process; mitochondrial fusion. The record is from RefSeq and is a predicted model, not a curated record. Gene Ontology annotation, molecular function: channel activity; protein heterodimerization activity; protein homodimerization activity. NCBI's taxonomy places the organism in Eukaryota, Metazoa, Chordata, Actinopteri, Labriformes, Labridae. The coding region runs from base 188 to 1039 and encodes 283 amino acids. Gene Ontology annotation, cellular component: mitochondrial outer membrane.